Messenger RNA from Rhizophagus irregularis DAOM 181602=DAOM 197198, 569 nucleotides. The record is from RefSeq and is a predicted model, not a curated record. NCBI's taxonomy places the organism in Eukaryota, Fungi, Glomeromycota, Glomeromycetes, Glomerales, Glomeraceae.
CUUUAAUUUUGAUAGAGAUUAUGUUUCUGAAUGGCUUUCCCAGAACUAGACAAUUUGAUGUUGACAGAACGCAUUUUUCCGUGUUGAAAGAAACACAUGAAUUAGCAUAUUUGAUUUUCUAUAUUCAUAUUAUCAUUUAUCCUCAUCAAGGAAACUUUUUUAACCAUGAGUCUAGUUUAAAUUUGUUGACAACAUACAAUACACUAUAAAAUUGAUAAAAUAAUGAUACUACUUUUUGAGUGAGACUCAAUAUCGCGUCUAGUUAUUGUCGAUAGUUAACUUACACGAAACAUGCAGUCAGAAAGUAAAUAACGUUUCAUAAUAUUAACCCUACCGAAAUUUUAUGUUGUUUGCGUUCUGUGAUCUUAAUUGCGUAUUAUAUCGUUCAGGCUUUAAUGUUAUCAAUAAUUUUCUCGCAAAUAUUUACUUCAACGAGUUCAGGCUUGGAGAAAAUAAUAUAACGGUAUUGAGUGAGUUACUGCGCUUUAUUUUUUUUAGUCCGAAAAAUGAGAAUUUUUUUCUCUAUUUGUCACCUGUAUAAUAUAUCACCUGUGUUACCAUAAACAUAU